Messenger RNA from Paramecium tetraurelia, 651 nucleotides. RefSeq lists its product as uncharacterized. NCBI's taxonomy places the organism in Eukaryota, Ciliophora, Oligohymenophorea, Peniculida, Parameciidae. The transcript is spliced from 2 exons. The record is from RefSeq and is a predicted model, not a curated record.
AUGGUGAUAUUUUUCUAAAAUUUAAGAGUAAUUUGCAUCAUUUACUUUAUCCUCAAUCAUCUUUUUACAAGCUGCAAAGUCAUCUAAUUAAAUAAGCCUAGUAGAAUUAUUUAUCUGAAAAAUUAAAUUUAUCCCAUUUUGUAAUCCUUGUUGUUUUUUAGCUUCUCUAAAUUUAGUUAUUCUUAAUAAGCUAGGGUAACAAUAUAAAAUAUUGCAGAAUUCCUAAUAGAAAUAUAAAAUUAUUUAAAUAUUUUAUAUUACAAAAAUAAAUAAAUAAUUAAUAAUGUUAAUUCUCAUUAUUCUAUUAAGUAUUUAUUUUUUAAUAACUUUAUUUAUGAGUUUCAGUUAAUUUUUGAUUUUAAGCGUACUUAAGCAUUUAAAGGAAAGUGGAAGGAUUAUAUAAAUACUUUAAGAACUAAUUUGAUUGAAAAUAGAAUUUUCUAUUUCUACUUGAUCGAUUAUAUUCCUUAAAGAUUAUUAGUUUAAAUAGAUUAAUAUCUUAAAAACAAUAUCAAUAGUGCAAGCAAACUUUUUGUUAAAUUUAUAAUAAAUUAUAUUUUCAGAUUUAUAUAUUACAAUUAAGACCCUUUAAGAUAGGGAGACUUAAAUAAACAUUUAAAUUUGAAAAGGAUAAAUAAAUUUCAAUUUUGA